This is a messenger RNA of Meriones unguiculatus (Mongolian gerbil), 2575 nucleotides long. RefSeq names its product cerebellar degeneration related protein 2 (gene Cdr2). Lineage: Eukaryota; Metazoa; Chordata; Mammalia; Rodentia; Muridae. The transcript is spliced from 6 exons. Bases 267 to 1712 code for a protein of 481 amino acids. The record is from RefSeq and is a predicted model, not a curated record.
AAAGAAAAAGAAGGGAGAGGCAAAAAGAGAAUUAAGUAUGUUAUUUUGAUGCUGUUGUUUUUAGCAGUGCCUUCACAAUAACUCUUAGAAAUAACACAGCUUUCCUGGGCAGUUUCUUUGAUUUUCAUGACUGUUGGGCAAAGAGGUCAUCUCUCCCCUAAGUGGGUGCCAAAGGUUUCUUUGUAGUACAGACUGUGGCUAGACCCCUGGGUUUCUAACUCUCGUUCUUGGUGCCUUCUAGUCUAUUACGGAGUCUUCCUUAAGGAAUGAAGAGGAAAACCUUGCCAGAGCAACCUCACGGUAGGGACGUUACCAGCUCACCCUCAACACCCUCAACAGCUGCGCCGACCUGGCCAUGUUUGAGAGUUUCCACGUGUGAGGGACCCAACUAUGCUAAAAGCUCAACCCGAGAAGCAGCAGUUUUAGAUCUCCAGCUUGCUGCUGAACUUGGAAAGACGCUACUGGACCGGAACACUGAGCUGGAGGAUUCUCUUCAGCAGAUGUACACAACCAAUCAGGAGCAGUUACAGGAAAUUGAGUAUCUGACCAAGCAGGUGGAGCUUCUACGGCAAAUGAAUGAGCAGCAUGCAAAAGUUUACGAGCAGUUAGAUGUCACAGCAAGAGAACUGGAAGAAACCAACCAGAAGCUAGUUGCCGAGAGCAAGGCUUCACAGCAGAAAAUCCUGAGCCUGACAGAAACAAUUGAAUGCCUGCAAACCAACAUUGAUCACCUCCAGAGCCAAGUGGAGGAGCUAAAGUCCAACCAAGGAAGAGGGAGGCAGAAGGCAUGUGACCAGGAGAAACCAGCACCCAGCUUCUCUUGUCUGAAAGAGCUGUAUGACCUCCGCCAACACUUUGUAUAUGACCACGUGUUUGCUGAGAAGAUAACUUCCUUGCAUAGCCAACAAAGCCCUGAAGAAGAAGAAAAUGAGCACCUGAAAAAGUCAGUGACAAUGUUGCAGGCCCAGCUGAGUCUGGAGAGGAAGAAGCGAGUGAGCGUGGAGACAGAGUAUAAGGUGGUCCUGAAGGAGAACAGUGAACUGGAGCAGCAGCUGGGGGCCAUAGAUGCCUACCGAGCCCGGGCGCUGGAGUUGGAAGCAGAGGUAGCCGAGAUGAGGCAGAUGCUGCAGGCAGAGCAUCCUUUUGUGAAUGGUGUUGAGAAGCUGGUACCGGACUCUCUGCUUGUUCCUUUCAAGGAGCCCAGCCAGAGUCUGCUGGAGGAGAUGUUCCUGGCUGCUCCAGAAGCACAUAGAAAACCACUCAAGCGCAGCAGCAGUGAGACGGUGCUUAGCAGCUUGGCAGGGGGUGACAUCGUGAAGGGCCAUGAGGAGACUUGCAUCAGGAGAGCUAAGGCUGUGAAGCAGAGGGGCAUCUCCCUCCUGCAUGAAGUGGACACUCAGUAUAGUGCCCUGAAAGUGAAGUACGAAGAGCUGCUGAAGAAGUGCCAGCAGGAGCAGGACUCGCUGUCACACAAGGCUGUGCAGACCUCUAGGCUACUGACCAGGGACCUGACAGGACUGGUCACCCAGUCUGAGGCUGGAGCAAGUGGCUGGGAACCCACCCCCGUCACCCCAGAGCCCAUCAGUUCCCCCACCACUACACCUCCAGAAUACAAAGCACUGUUUAAGGAGAUAUUUAGUUGCAUCAAGAAAACAAAGCAGGAAAUAGAUGAACAGAGAACAAAAUACCCAUCUCUCUCCUCUUACUCUUAAUGAGAUCUCCAGUUGUAAUCUGCUUGUUUUCUCUCACCCUCUCCCAUUCGGGCACAUAAGCGCAGUCUCCAAAUCUUGAUGUUGCUAAUGAUAUUUGCCUCAUUGCUUUGCUUGUUUGGCAAAAGCAAGAAAAGAGGUUGCUGAUAGUGUUGAUUCUGGAAUCCUGGGAAAUCUCCUGUUAGACUGGUCUCUGGUUGGGGUGUUGAAAAAGCUGAUUUCCAGGAAAAAGCCCCAGAACCAGUGGAGGGAGGUCCAUCUGCUUGGAGUAGGCUGAAGUACCCUAUUGCUUUCAUAUUCAGCUCCUCAAACUACUUGGAACUCCAAGGGCUGCCUAACUAAAAUGCUUUUCGCAAACAUUGUCAUUCAGAAGAAUGUUGAGAAAGCAAGAAUCUAAUCUGAAAUAGAUGGCAUUAAGCUCCUUAAGUGCUCUGGGGUUUGUGGGCAUCUGCUACCAGUUGAGUGAUGACUGACAGAUAAUCCUAAUAUAUCCAAAUUCAAGUGAAUGCCAAUUGAAAUGGCAAGUUUUGGUUUGAUCAAAACCUGUUGGUAUAUGCCCAGCAUUCAGCUGUUUUACUAGGCAUGUAAUAUUAAUUCUGUUUGCAGAUGGAAACUAAAGGAGAAAUCUGUUGGAUGGGCUCUGCGCUGGCCACUUGGCAGCCACAAGCUGCUGCUCCUCAGUUCUUACCAUUCCUAGACUUGCAGAAAUUGCUGUCUACUUCCUUACACAGUAUUGAUGUUCCGACUGUGGAAGCACUUCCUCUCACUUGCACACUUUUAAUUUAAAAAUAUUUAAGAACCAUGGUUCUGAUUGUUUUAUGUAUUUUUCUAAAAGCUGAAUAAAGCUAUCUAUGAAUGUGAACAAA